This is a messenger RNA of Gallus gallus (chicken), 3730 nucleotides long. RefSeq names its product coiled-coil domain-containing protein 81-like. Lineage: Eukaryota; Metazoa; Chordata; Aves; Galliformes; Phasianidae. Bases 2472 to 3554 code for a protein of 360 amino acids. The transcript is spliced from 8 exons. Gene Ontology annotation, cellular component: centrosome. The record is from RefSeq and is a predicted model, not a curated record.
GGGUGUGGGAUGCUGUGCCCUCCCUGCCCGGUGCACCUGGCAGUGCUGUGAGGCUCAGCCACGUACAGCCAUGGAUAAACAACAGCCAUGGGUUUGCACAGGUUUACUUAGCUCUGGAAGUGCAGAAGAGCUGGGUUUUUUUCUUCCUUUAACUAGAAUUGCCAACGCAAAUGCAGCCUUCAGUUACAUGGAUUUCCACAACGGCAGGAAGUUUUGAUGCAAAGCAAAAGGGGAAGAAGCACUAAAACAUUGUGACCGCUUCUAAGGAAGGCUGUGUUGGAGCUUUAAAAACAAGUGCUGAGGUCCGUGCUUUGCAGAGCUUUGGAAGGAGUCCUCAUCGUUUGCAGCUCCGUGCAGUGAGCGUUUGCUGUCAGCCUCCCACACUAACCAGCUCCCUCUGGGCUCCGAGCGGAGCACACCUUAACCAAGAGUUCACUGUGUCCCGUUAAUUCUUCAUAGUUAAAUCGUCCCCCUAUCAGCUCUGGUACAACAAUAACGUAGCAGGAGCAGUUAACCCUUUGGGGCCCGCGGGGUGCGAGUGGUGGUGGGUGUGUUUGGAAGGGCCUCAUCCCCGGGGUGCAGCGCUGUGGUCUGGAGGAGCGUAUUGAUGAAGUCUCCUGUCCGUGGAAAAGGGAGAACCAGAAACGGCCGAUUCCCGAAUGUCUGUGUCCUUCAGCCUGCUUUUCUGUGCCAUAACGCGUAUGUUACGCUCUAACUUCGGGUGAGGUCCCCACGGGCUGGGUGCAGCCGCUCACCAUUUGCAGAUGACAAACUGCCUGUGUUUUCCUUGGGUUGGGGGGGGCUAAGGCAGAGCAAAUGUCUCACGGCCACCUUUGCUUUAAACAGACGCAUUUCUAUCUGCAGGAGUCAGAGUUAUUUCACUUACUGGCAUAGCUGGACAGUUACCUAUUUCUUUCUGUUACCCAGGUACUUGUAACUCUCUUGCACUGUUUAUCUAAAGUUAAAACAUGUUCUUUGAAUCCUUGUAUAAAUAAAAAGGCUGGAGACAAAUCUGUACCUACGGGGCACUUUACUUCUCCACGUAGCUGAGUUUGGUUUCUUCUUCCCUUUUAAGGCAUUCUUAAAGGCCCAUUCAGCAGUCCUGGGGGAUGAGCCCUUGCGUGGAACCUCCUGGUUUGUCAUGGGUUUUCCUCACCAGCAGUCCUAUGUAACUUGGUAAAACAAGAGCUAGGGUUUUGUGUGUGCAGCGUGCGUGCAAACCAGACACAGCGACUGCAGGCCAUCAAAGCACGUAUUCCCAACAUUCUCAUACAAAGGCACAAAAAGUCACGGCAUAACAGCACACAGAACAGAAGUGCCCUGGGUCUGUCACAGCCAGGUGUUGGGCUCGUUGCCUACAGUGGCCGUGUAGCAGUGCAGCUGUUGGCAGAGCACAGAGGUGGAGCUGAACACAGGGCCGCCGCAGGGAUGUGGAUGUGCCAUCCCACGCAAGAGCUGGAGUCUGAGUGAUUCAGCAGAAGGAUCUGUGCUUCGUCUCUGCACCUUCCCCCUUCUAGAAGUGGAUGGGUGCACUUGUCAAAAGCCACUUGGCAACAUGUCAAAAGCAGCUAUUGAAGUGUCAGAGCGAGAGCUGGUAGCUGGAAACUACAAAACCUAAGUGCCUGCAUGCAGAUAUCACUCCCAUCUCAUACAAGGAGUGAUCCCUCUAACUGAGUAGGUAUUUCUUUAGCUCAGUGUCCUGCAGUUCCAGCUGUCCAGGUGCCAUACGCACAGAUUUUAUAAAUAUGGGCAAAUGUGGAGAUAGUGGUCUUCUGCUGGAGUUAUUUGCAGAGCAGUCACCUUCUUUGCCUUCUUUGUGCCUGAUGACAACUUUAAAUAACAGUGACUCGCAGCUCUGUGUGGAUUAAAACCAUCUGCAAACGCCUCUGUUGGUCUGUAAGUAUGCUGAACACCACACAGCUGCAAACUAACUGCCACGGCAUUGCCAAGUGGGGAGGGAUAGCACUCCUGCCAUGACAGACCCACCGCAGGGCAACUGCCUGCAGAUGUCAUCCCCUGGAGCCCCCCUAACCAUCCGCAGCCCCACAGUGAGGUACCCCCGGUGCAGGAGCCGUGCCAUCUGCUGAUGCUGAAGGUGAGCGGUCCCAGCCCCGCGCUGUCAGCCCCACAAACUCAGAGCAACCACCAGGCUACUGCUGCCAUUGGCUCAGUGGAGCGUUCUUACCCCUCAAGGAAAAGUUGCAGCUUUGGUGCCAAGCAGCCACGGCACAAAGAAAACCCUCAGCAGCAGCUCUGCAAGCUGUGGGGCACAGCACUGGGCUGCUCUACCUGGGUGAGCAGAGUGUCCUCCCACCUCCAGCAGCAGCCAUCCCGGACACACCACUCUCACCAGAGAGGCACGGGGCGGGGGACGUGUGGUGCCCCCAGAUGGAAGGGGACCGGGCCCUGCCAAGGCAACAAGGGGCCCUGUUGUGUCACGGCUUCCGCACCAGCCCCGCGGGCAGCCCCCCAUGGCAAAGUGCUGCACCAUGGGGAGUGGACACAGGAAGGCAGGGUGCUCCCGCUGGGGUGCCCGAGUGCGCUUCCCACUGCCUCUCCCUGUGGGCAAGCACCGUGCCCGGGGCACAGGGCCACGGAAGGACUUUUGGGACACUGGCUGGGGGGGCCCUGUGGUGCCGCCUUUCACUGCUGCAGGCUGCAGGGCUGCGGGUGCAGAGCGUGACUCGGCCUUCACUUGCUGCCCAGUGAGAGCCGCCGUCUGGGACACCGUGGCUGCCCACGUCCGCCAGCAGCUCCUGCAGCGCAAGGGCAUUCGCAUUCCCACCCUUGGCUCCUUUGACACCAUCCUCGAGCGGGUGCGGGUUGGAGCUGGCCACCUGGCUGUGCAGAGACCUGUCUUCUACCUGGCCAGGAACCUCGCUGAAGGUCACUCCCUGACGAAUUACGAGGCAUACGUGCCAGGCAACAAAGUACUGCAGCCUCUGCAGUAUGCUCGGAUAGCUGCAGCCACCUUCGUGUCUCCAAAGAGAGUGGUGAGGUGCAUCCAGGCCACCAUGUCCCUCUUCUCUCGCUGCAUCGCACAGGGAAGGAACGUCGCACUCAUCCUGAGGGACAUUGGUGUGCUCCUCAUCGAAGGUGCCCAAGUGCAAAUGAAAUACUACUGUGACUUCCUGGAAGUGAUGGCAGGGAAAGACACCCUCAAAGAAGUUCUGUUGAGAGUGCCAGGGGUGCCGAGCUCAGCGAUCCCUCACUCAGCAGCUCCUGCUUCCCUGACGCGUUCAGGCUGCAUCAUCGUCUUCCCAGAGUUUGAACUGCAGUGUGUUCAUCACAUAGCGCUCAGGCACACAAGGAAGCCCACGAAAGGCAGGCGGAAGGAGGCAGCGCGGGACAAGGAUGGGCGUGCCGGGGAGCAGCGCCAGAGGCCUGCAGGGAAGCGCCCUCGAGCAGCAGAGCCUCCAGCUCAGCACGGCGCAGCCAGGAGCGCAGCCCUGGGGGGCAUUGCCGGCCACCAGGGCCCCAGACUGAAAGGCACUUCCCUGGCCAUGAAGGCCUUCCUGCAGCCAGGCACCCAGAGCCUGGUACGAAGGCAGUGACAGGACGAGGUGAUGUCAGCCUGCAGGUGGGAUGCUCAGCCCUGUGCUCGUGCCAGCUGCCGCCCUCACAGUGGGGCUGGGGUCACUGGCACGCUGCUGUUGGCCGUGUGAUAGCACGUGUGUGCAGGUCGGCUUCUUAGCUCUCUGCUAUGAAAUAAAAUUGUGCCUUUGCGCCA